CGUCGCUCUGUGUGACGUACCGCGGUGCGUCCUCGGUGUGUGCUGCCCGGCAGGAAAAGAAAGAGAAAAAACAGUAUGUCAUCAGGGGCAGUAGUGAAUGCUGCUCCUUCAGGAGGAUCAAAUGAUGUGGGCCUGGAGGAACCAAAGAAGAUGACAAGAGAAGACUGGAGGAAAAAAAAGGAAUUGGAAGAACAGAGAAAACUAGGAAAUGCACCUGCUGAGGUGGAUGAAGAAGGAAAGGAUAUCAAUCCUCAUAUUCCUCAGUACAUAUCCUCGGUACCAUGGUACAUAGAUCCUUCUAAAAGACCUACACUAAAGCAUCAGAGACCACAGCCAGAGAAGCAGAAAAAGUAUAGCACCUCUGGAGAAUGGUACAAAAGAGGAGUUAAAGAGCAUGCUGUGGCAACUAGAUACCGUAAAGGAGCUUGCGAGAACUGUGGUGCAUUGACACACAGUAAGAAGGAAUGCAUGGAGAGACCCAGGAGAAUUGGAGCAAGAUACACAGGCAUGAAUAUUGCACCAGAUGAACAUGUGCAGCCUCAACUGACGUUUGAUUAUGACGGAAAGCGAGACCGUUGGAAUGGCUAUAACCCAGAAGAGCACAUGAAGAUUGUAGAGGAAUAUGCCAAGGUUGAUUUGGCCAAACGUACACUGAAAGCCCAGAAGCUUCAGGAAGAGUUAGCAUCAGGGAAGCUGGAGCAAGUGAACUCCCCAAGACAGCAGUGGGGAGAAGAGGAACCAAAUUCACAGACAGAAAGAGAUCAUAACAGUGAAGAUGAGGAUGAAGAUAAAUAUGCAGAUGACAUUGAUAUGCCUGGACAGAACUUUGACUCGAAAAGACGCAUCACAGUUAGAAAUUUACGUAUUCGGGAAGAUAUUGCUAAAUACUUGAGGAAUCUGGAUCCAAACUCUGCUUACUAUGAUCCCAAAACAAGAGCAAUGAGGGAGAACCCAUAUGCCAAUACAGGCAAGAAUCCAGACGAAGUUGGUUACGCAGGUGAUAACUUUGUUCGCUACACUGGAGAUACCAUUUCAAUGGCACAGACUCAGCUGUUUGCUUGGGAGGCUUAUGACAAAGGCUCUGAAGUUCAUCUGCAAGCAGACCCUACAAAAUUAGAGCUACUUUAUAAAUCCUUCAAAGUGAAAAAAGAAGAUUUCAAGGCACAGCAGAAAGAAAGCAUCCUAGAGAAGUAUGGAGGACAAGAACAUUUAGAUGCUCCACCAGCUGAACUGCUGUUAGCUCAAACAGAAGAUUAUGUGGAGUACUCUAGGCAUGGAACAGUCAUCAAAGGACAAGAGAAAGCUGUUGCUUGCUCUAAAUAUGAAGAGGAUGUAAAGAUCAACAACCAUACAAGCAUUUGGGGUUCAUACUGGAAAGAAGGCAAGUGGGGUUACAAAUGCUGCCACUCAUUUGUCAAGUACUCAUACUGUACAGGAGAAGCUGGGAAAGAAAUUGCUAAUGCUGAAGCAAGCUUACUGCAAGAGCAACCCAGGGAGGAAGAACACAUGACAAAACCCAAAACACUGAUGGAGAUCCACCAAGAGAAACAGAAAGAGAAGAAAAAGAAGAAGCACAAGAAGACCUCAAAUUCAGACAGUGAGGGUGAAGAGAAAAAGAAGCAAGAAAAACUUAAAAAGGCACUAAAUGCAGAAGAGGCUCGUCUUCUUCAUGUGAAAGAAAUCAUGCAGGUAGAUGAGAGGAAGAGACCAUACAACAGCAUAUAUGACAGCAGGGAGCCAACAGAAGAGGAAAUGGAAGCUUACAGAAUGAAACGUCAGAGACCUGAUGAUCCUAUGGCCUCUUUUCUUGGACAGUAGGGCAGAAAUCAUUCCUAUACACUAGACUCUUUUCAUUGUUGUUUACAGUUCUAUAGAAACCUGCUAUGUCAAAGACCUUUUUUUGCAUCAAAAAAGAUGGUGAAAACUUCUGCAAGAGACCUAAGUAGAUAUACUAUAGCAAUAAGUUCAAUAGAGCAAUUACUUCAGGAGAUAUAUUUAUAAUCACAUUAUAUGUGUGUGUAUGUAUACAUAUACAGUCACAAAUGUAUACAUACACACAUAUAUAUAUAUAGGAUAUUACAGAGCAGAAAUAUUUUAUCUCUUUAUUGGAAAAGAUCUGAUCCUGGCUACAAUUCUAAUUUCUUUUGGCCAACCAGUAUAUGCAUAAAGUAAUGAUACAUUUGGCAAAACUGCUCAGAAGAAAUGGUUGUUAAGUGUUACUUAAUAUAGAAUAAAAAUUGUUGCAAAAAAAAUACAACAGCUACUGAAUCCUCUUCUUUAUAGGGGGAGUUGCUUGUCACAUGGCUUUAAAAGGAGAAAUAGUUUCCUUCUCAAUCACUUUGUAGUAGGUAUUUUGGAAAUGUAAAAAUUAAUAACUUUGUACAGUUUUUGUUAAAUUAAUACAAAUAUCUUAAAUGCUGUACAGCCUUUUUAAUGAUAGAAGAAGCUGACUGUAGAGCCUUUAAAUUCUAUUUCUGCAGAUGUUAACAUACAAAUUUCAGUCACAGAGAUCUGAGUUCUUUUGAUAACAGUGUUCAUCUCACUCUUAUAACUUCCAGAAUCCUGUUGCUUGAUGUAAUACCAAGUGUCAGGCUCUAAUAUCUCUUGACAAUGUAAAGCAGCAUCUGCUUUGUGUUAGGCAAUACUAGUCCUUAAACUGGGAGUUUUCUCCUUUAACCAUUAAAAGUUGGAGAAGCGUGAAAAACUUAACAGCAUGACUUUAGAGUUGGAAGGCUUACAAAUUAUUUCUGUUAUGAUUUAAACUACCUUAUUAAACAUGGCUUUUAUAACCACAUUUAAUGUGGUUAUAUUAAUGGUAUGGCUAAGGAUGCUGUAAUCCUGGGUUUUCUUCUUAAAAUGAAGAACCUGAUUACAAUGCCCACUUUGUAAACAAGGAAGUUAAAGCUCCUGGCAGAAGGUGAAACAGUGUUAAAGCUGUAAAUUGUUAUGCCUGUGAACCUGCUUUCCUUUUCUUCUUAUUAGGUUUUCUCCAAGUCUGCUUCCCCUUUAUUUUUGUUACAGAAAUACUAAUUCUGGAUGCAGACUUUAUUUUAUAAGAUUUAAACGUCUGAUUGUGGGCAUUUAUUUUUAAAACUUGAUUCUGCAUGUGCAAAAAAAUAAACCCACGUAGUGAGAUCGAAGAUCUCGGGGUGGAAUUGUUAAUAUAUCACGUACCAGGAAAGAAAAACUUCAGAGAGGAGAAAUAAGCUUUUGCAGAAAUUGCUUUUACAUUUUCACAAGCAAUGUGGAUUUAGACAGUCAGAGGAAGGAAAAUAUUAGGGAUAGAGUUUCCCUUUUUCUACACUAGUGACUCAUGUGCUAAGUUUCCAUAUCAGCUCAUGUCUUGACCUCUCUUGUGGAUAAUUUGAAGGAAAAAACAGUCUUUUCCAAAAGUCAUUACAUGCAAUAAACAUAUAUUUAAGUGUUGUGUGUGUGAUUUCA
Melopsittacus undulatus (budgerigar) is the source of this 3441-nucleotide messenger RNA. RefSeq names its product SLU7 homolog, splicing factor (gene SLU7). Gene Ontology annotation, biological process: mRNA splicing, via spliceosome. The coding region runs from base 76 to 1818 and encodes 580 amino acids. Gene Ontology annotation, molecular function: pre-mRNA 3'-splice site binding. NCBI's taxonomy places the organism in Eukaryota, Metazoa, Chordata, Aves, Psittaciformes, Psittaculidae. The record is from RefSeq and is a predicted model, not a curated record. Gene Ontology annotation, cellular component: spliceosomal complex. The transcript has 16 exons.